Striga hermonthica is the source of this 1767-nucleotide messenger RNA. NCBI's taxonomy places the organism in Eukaryota, Viridiplantae, Streptophyta, Magnoliopsida, Lamiales, Orobanchaceae. The record is from the annotation of a GenBank genome assembly.
AUGGAGCAGCUUGUCAACUUCAUUAUAAGACCACCCAGGGCUGAGUACAAUCCGAAAAAUGAUUUGUUAGAUGACGAAUUUGUGUUAAAAGGCAAGUGGUACCAGAGGAAAGAUUUAGAGGUUGUAAAUAGUCGUGGGGAUACUCUACAGUGUAGCCAUUACAUGCCUAUUGUUCGUCCUGAAGGAAAUCCACUGCCCUGUGUGAUUUACUGCCAUGGAAAUAGCGGUUGCCGAACAGAUGCUAGUGAAGCUGCUAUUAUAUUGCUGCCAUCAAAUAUAACCGUUUUUACCCUUGAUUUCUCUGGCUCGGGACUAUCUGGAGGAGAGCAUGUCACCCUGGGCUGGAAUGAAAAGGAUGAUCUGAAAGCUGUCGUUGAUUACCUUCGUGCAGAUGGGAACAUUUCCUUAAUUGGUUUGUGGGGCCGCUCUAUGGGUGCUGUUACCAGCUUGAUGUACGGAGCUGAUGAUCCUUCAAUAGCGGGAAUGGUGUUGGACAGCCCCUUCUCUGAUUUGGUUGACUUGAUGAUGGAACUUGUUGAUACUUACAAAGUCCGCAUUCCUAAAUUCACUGUUAAGUUUGCUAUCCAGUAUAUGCGGAGAGCAAUUCAGAAAAAGGCAAAAUUUGACAUAACGGAUCUGAAUGCUAUCAAGGUUGCAAAGUCUUGCUUUGUUCCAGUUUUAUUUGGCCAUGCCACUGAUGAUGAUUUCAUACAACCACACCACUCUGAUCGCAUAUUUGAUGCUUAUGUGGGUGACAAGAAUAUAAUCAAAUUUGAGGGAGACCACAACUCCCCCCGCCCUCAAUUUUAUUUUGAUUCUAUUAGUAUAUUCUUCAACAAUGUGUUACGCCCUCCAGAGGAUGAAGUAGGGAGUGCAUAUUUUGACUUAACUCAUCAUUAUGUUCCCAAGGGUAGUUGGAGUAAUAUCCAAGAGUUGGAGAUUUCAGAUGACUUGCUCGAUUCACCAACUGGUCCGGAAACUAGCAGUAGCACCGAGGACGCUAUCAGGAAACUUCGCUCCAGAAGGCCUAUGAGUAUGAUGGUGGUUCCUUCAGAUAUUUCAUCAAAAGACAAACAGCCUGAUGUGCAGGUGGAUAGCCGGGGUUCGGAUUCUGAAGCAUCAUCGUCUAAUAUGAUUAGCUUUGAACUCUCGGGUCUCAAUCCUCAUGGUUCUCAUGUGCCUCUAUCAAUAAAUGACGAUGAAUAUGUAGAGUACCCACUUGAUACUUUGGCAGAUUUCCCGAGUAAUGUUGAAGAAGAAGAAAGGAUGCUGAUGGUGGCUGUGCUCGAGUCCCUUAAGGACAUGAAAACGAAAAGCCCUCCAGUUGAAGAACUAUUAUCCAUCGGUGGUGAUAAACCUGAACCCAAACUAUCACCAAUCAAUUCCGUCCUUCAAGUCGACUCCGCAAAACCCGAGCCAGCUUCCAUGUCAGCAGCUGAAGAGAAUAGUAAACCAGCGUCCAAGAAUCUGGAAAGUGAUGCGAAACAAACUUGUGUUCCUAGUGACCCAUCAAUGCAUAUAGACACAAACAGUAAUAAUCCAAAGGAGCCCUUCAUUGUAUUUGUAAAGCAGCCACAUUAUUCAGAUUCAGGUGGAGAAACAAAUGAGGCAGUAAAGACAUCCGGUGAUGAUAAGAAUAAGCAGCUGCCUAACCAGGCUGAUGUGGCGGACCAAACGACAGUCACCGUAAAAGUUGAGAAGAAUCAGACAAGCAUGAUGGAUGGAUUAUUACGCCGUUGGGAUCUCAGUUUUUUCCGUAACAGAUAA